AUGGAUGGAAAGGUAAUUGAUCCUGAACAAAAAGAAAAGCUUGUAGAAAUCCUUCAAUUACUUAUUAAUGCUGGUUAUUUUCGUGCAAAAAUUCAAGGGCUAGAUAUUUUUGAUAAGGCAGGAUUUUAUUUUAUUAAAUUCUUUUUUUUUAAUUUAAAGAUUAUUGGAGGAAUGGUUUGGUGUAUUUCACUUUGUGCUGGAAAUGUUGAAGUUGAUUUACUUUAUUCAGAAAAUUCAACUAUUGGCCAAAAAAUUACUUUGACUGAGAAGAUAGUUAAAGUUCUUCCAGAAAUUAAAUGCCCUUAUUCUUUAGAACCUCACCAAAUCCAAGGAUUGGAUGCUUUUCAUAUUCAUCCAGUUAUUGUGUGGCUCGUAAAGGAGGCUGGUUAUGUUCGGGAAAGGCUAGGUGAUGAAACUUUAAAUUUUGCUGUUUAUCAAUUUGAGCAACAAGGAUGGACAUUGGGAGAUGAAUUGAAUGAAAUUUGUGGUUCAGGUGUUUUGCCUUUAGUUAAAAAAUCUCGAAAAGUUUAUAGAAGAGUUAUUCGAAUGCAAUAUCCAACAGAAACAAAUUUAAAGACGAUAAUAGAUUCAGACAUUUCUAAAAAAUUUAGUGAAGAUGAACAAAUAAAUAAAGAAUUGGAAGAAGAGGAUUUGUUGAUAAUUCAAGAAAGUGAUGAGAAAAGCGGAAUAACUUAUUCUAGCGAGAGAGGAGAACAAAUGAUAGACAACAAAUAUCAAAAAGAUAUGAGAGAAGAAGAAACAAAAGAUGAUUUGGAGGAAGAAUUUAAAAAGUUGGAACUUGAAGAGAAUUGUGUAAAUACUCAAAUAGAGGCAGCUGAAAUGCUUGUAGUUAAAUUACAAAAUGAAUUAAAAAUAAUAGAAGAACAGAAUAUUACCAAAGAAAUUCAAUCAAAACCAAAAGAAAUAUUUGAAGAAAUGAAAACUUUAUUGUCUGAAAGAGAUGAAUUAAAAGCAGUUGAACGUUCUUUUAAAUUUCAAUGUAGAGAAGAAUUAUCUAAAUUAGAACAAAAAAUAGAAGAAAUUGAGGGAAAUAAUGAAGAAUCUUUAAAUGAAGAAAAUAAAAAUGGAAAAAAUUUAAAAGAAAAGAAGGGAGAAAUACUUUAUUUAGAAAUUGCUUCUUUAAAUAAAGAAAUUGCAAAGUUGGCACGUCAAGUAGGAGCAAAACCUUCACAAGCAGAAAUGGCACAAUACCAAAGAAGAUUUGUUGAAUUGUGCAAUCAAAUGGUUACUAAACAUCAUGAAACUAAACGGCAAUACACUCAAUAUAACACUUUGGUGGAUGUUAGAACUUUUAUGAGACAAGAAAUUGAUUUACUGGAUAGCAUUGAUAGACAACGAGAUUUAGCUCAGAGAGAAGAAUAUAUUGAUUCUUUAUUGGAAAAUCUUCAAAAAAUAGCAAAAGGAAUUGACGAAAUUUUAGAUAAAAAACUUUUCAAAAAACGUUCUAUUCAAGAGCAAAGAGAUCAAUUACAAGAACAAUUGCAAUCAUUACUAGACAAACAAAGACUUUAUACAAAAACAUUGGCUGAAUUCCAACAGGAAUGUCAAAGGAAUGAAUUUCUUAGACGAAAACUUGAAUAG
This is a messenger RNA of Meloidogyne enterolobii, 1602 nucleotides long. The record is from the annotation of a GenBank genome assembly. Lineage: Eukaryota; Metazoa; Nematoda; Chromadorea; Rhabditida; Meloidogynidae.